Messenger RNA from Panthera uncia (snow leopard), 1608 nucleotides. It is a transcript of the gene POLR3F, whose product is annotated as RNA polymerase III subunit F. Gene Ontology annotation, cellular component: RNA polymerase III complex. Gene Ontology annotation, biological process: transcription by RNA polymerase III. The coding region runs from base 312 to 1283 and encodes 323 amino acids. Lineage: Eukaryota; Metazoa; Chordata; Mammalia; Carnivora; Felidae. The record is from RefSeq and is a predicted model, not a curated record. The transcript is spliced from 10 exons.
CUGCAGGUCUCUGAGAAUAUGGUUUCACAGAGGUUGGAAAAUGCUCAGAGGUGGCAUCCCAACACAGAGUGAGGGAACCAGACUCGUUGGUCCGACAGGCAUUGACCUUCUGAAAAACAGGAAUAAGACGUAGCGGAUCAGGCGCGGCUCGGCCACCUCAGGCCGACAGAACAAGUAAGGACCGGCUGCGACACGAGGAAGAAGGCCCCUUGCCAAACGUGGUGCUUUCUUUCCCCGGUUUCCUCGCACCCCAGCUGGGUAACCGGCGACUUCGAACAUCUCUUCCCACGAGGGACGGGAACUGGGCAGUGAUGGCUGAGGUGAAGGUGAAGGUACAGCCGCCCGACGCGGAUCCCGUGGAAAUAGAAAACAGGAUUAUAGAAUUAUGUCACCAGUUCCCUCAUGGAAUCACAGACCAAGUAAUUCAGAAUGAAAUGCCUCAUAUAGAAGCCCAGCAGCGGGCAGUGGCCAUCAAUAGACUGCUGUCCAUGGGUCAGUUGGAUCUCUUAAGGAGCAAUACAGGCCUUCUGUAUAGAAUAAAGGAUUCUCAGAAUGCUGGCCCUGUCUCAUUCUUUUUAAGUAAAAUGAAAGGAUCAGAUAACCAAGAAAAACUGGUAUAUCAAAUCAUAGAGGAUGCAGGAAAUAAAGGAAUAUGGAGCAGAGAUAUCCGAUACAAAAGUAACUUGCCAUUAACAGAAAUUAACAAAAUUCUAAAGAAUUUGGAAAGUAAAAAGCUUAUCAAAGCUGUUAAGUCUGUGGCAGCCUCAAAAAAGAAAGUAUAUAUGCUCUAUAACCUGCAGCCAGACCGGUCUGUGACUGGUGGAGCCUGGUACAGUGACCAGGAUUUUGAAUCAGAAUUUGUAGAGGUGCUUAACCAACAGUGUUUUAAAUUUCUACAAACCAAGGCAGAAACAGCACGAGAAAGCAAACAGAAUCCAAUGAUACAAAGAAAUAGUUCAUUUGCCUCAUCACAUGAAGUAUGGAAGUACAUCUGUGAAUUGGGGAUCAGUAAGGUAGAAUUGUCCAUGGAGGACAUUGAAACUAUCUUAAAUACACUGAUUUAUGACGGGAAAGUAGAGAUGACUAUCAUCGCUGCAAAAGAAGGCACAGUUGGAAGUGUGGAUGGACACAUGAAACUGUAUAGAGCAGUCAAUCCUAUCAUCCCGCCCACAGGUUUGGUCCGGGCCCCCUGCGGACUCUGCCCGGUUUUUGACGACUGCCAUGAAGGUGGUGAGAUUUCACCAUCUAACUGUAUUUAUAUGACAGAGUGGCUCGAAUUUUAAGAGAGCUAGGAACUUUACUGACAUUUUGCAAAUGAAGUUACUUUGAGAGCAAAUAAUUUAAUUCGUGAUGGAACAUCAAAUACCCUUGAAAGCAAACUUCACAAUAAUGGAUAGACUAGCUGCUAUGAAAAAAUAUUUUUUUAUCUAUGAAGACUAAAUUUAUAAUGGUAGAGUAGGCAACGGAAUAUGAAGCAGGUAAGGCUAAUACUGAAAUCCAUUCUUCUAUAAAUACUUAGAACUUCUGGAAGACCACCUUCUGAAGCCUUCAAGACUUGUGAUGGUUCAUGGAAAAAGAAGCCAAUAAAUCCAUAUUUGCCAAAUACUA